Molecule: messenger RNA, 1548 nt
Organism: Drosophila eugracilis
Lineage: Eukaryota; Metazoa; Arthropoda; Insecta; Diptera; Drosophilidae
Gene: HLH3B
Product: protein dimmed
Exons: 2
Coding region: 251-1345 (364 amino acids)
Biological process (GO): regulation of transcription by RNA polymerase II
Molecular function (GO): DNA-binding transcription factor activity, RNA polymerase II-specific; protein dimerization activity; RNA polymerase II cis-regulatory region sequence-specific DNA binding
Source: RefSeq, a predicted model, not a curated record
CACAUCACUAACAUAUGCAACCGAGAACCAGCAUCCAUAGCCAAGGUCGAGUCCGCCCAUUUUGUGUGUAUGCCUCGUUCGGGGGUGGUUCUGCCUUAUGUCCUUAGCCCCGCCUUCUUUCCAACGGGGGUAAGUUCCCAGUCAAACAGCAUCUGGACUCGGCAUUCAAUCAGUUGCUCAUUUGGCUGCGGCUUCUCAAACGGAACAGAACAUACUUUCCCAUUUCCCGGACACAAAGAAAAACUGGGAAAUGGCCUGGCUACCAAGCAGCUCGAAUGGAGCGGACAACGCGGACGAACGGAGCACUGCUUCGAGUGCAUCCUCUGGACACAGCCAGCACAACGAGUCUCCGCGUUCCGGCAAUUUAAAUGGCAAUGGUGUUAUCCGGGACACAGGCAGGCAUCCGCCCGCUCUUUUGAGGCAUGCCACACCCCAGCUGCUGCCCAAGACGGAGUCCGUAUCCGACGGUGACGGUGACGCGGAGCUCUCCGACUUCUCGCUCAAUGACACCGAAGAGGACGAAGAGGAUCUGCGCGACUAUAUCGUGCUGAACGGCAACCAGGCAGAUGGCGAGGAUUACCCAUUUAAAGCAGGUAAUCGUUCUCUGUCCAGUUCACCACGUAGUCACUCUCGCAACGGACUGCUAACGGCGCCGCCCAGCUCCGGAAGCUCUGUCAGCGGUUGCGGAGGAGGCGGAGGAGGGAAUGCCUCCGGAGGCAAUGCAUCCAGCGGCGGAGGCAGCGGAGCCACUGGCGGAGUACGCAAGGUGUUUACCAACACAAGGGAGCGCUGGCGUCAGCAAAAUGUGUCCGGUGCCUUUGCCGAGCUGCGCAAGCUGGUGCCUACGCAUCCGCCAGACAAGAAGCUCUCGAAGAACGAGAUCCUUCGCUCGGCCAUCAAGUAUAUAAAGCUACUGACGGGCAUCCUCGAGUGGCAGCGACAGGUGCCUUCGCUUCCAGCUAGGGGUCAACUUGAACCAAACAACAAUGACAACAGAAUGGUCAAUGGUCAUGCGACGGAUGGGGAACUUGAGAACCCAGAUAUCCAAUCAGUACGACACAUAAAGUGUGAACGAGCCGAAGGACAGAGGAAUGGGAUUGGAACCGGGGGCAAUGACCUGCUCAUGAUUGCCCCGGGAGCUAUCAUCAAAAGCGAGCUUCUCAUGGAGGCAUCGGUACCGAGUGCUCCACUGUCACUGCCCACUGCUCCGCUGGCCAUGGUCGAAACUCGGAUUUCCGGAACAGUUUCUGGCCUUAGGGCGACUGGCAGUCGAAGCAACAAGCGACGCCUCAAGCUGGAAGGCGGGGCCACCGAUCUUAGCCUCAGCAAACGCCGCCGGACGUAGGAAAUCCCUGGAAGCCGGCGGUGCCGUGCCAACAUACGGUACAUACAAAACACAUUUUUUUUAUCUAUAGUGGCUAAAAUGUAUUUUUUGAAAAGAGAUUACUGUUAGUUUCGGUCGUCUUAUUCGAUAAUUUCGCGUUAUGAAAUCUGCUUUUCUUACCAAUGAAGGCAAAAAACUAAAUAAAUAAGAUGAUGUUACGCUUA